CUGCCGUCUGGGCCCCUCAGGACAGGCCUGCUCCCUGUUGCACAUGACAGUCCUGUGGCUGUUUGGAAUGGUGGCCGCAGCCCCUGGGAUAACUGAAGUUUUCAGGGCGCACAUACGCGUACUCAUUUUGGCUUUUAGAAGUACCGCCUUGUUUGCAACUCUGAACCGAUGUGAAUUUUCAGAUAUUUAUCCGAUGCAUGUUUUAGGAAGCGUUGUGAAGAGUGAAGACUAUGCUCUCCCGAACUACGUCAGCCGGCGUGACUACCCCUUGCCCGACGUGGCCCACGUCCAGAGCCUUUCUGCCAGCCAGAAGGCCUUGAAGGAGAAGGAGAAGGCCUCCUGGAGCAGCCUCUCCAUCGAUGAGAAAGUUGAACUGUACCGCCUCAAGUUCAAGGAGAGCUUCGCGGAAAUGAACAGGAGCACGAACGAGUGGAAGACGGUUUUGGGCGGUGCCAUGUUCUUCGUCGGCUUCACUGCUCUCAUCCUCAUCUGGGAGAAGCUGUACGUGUACGGCCCCAUCCCGCACACCUUUGAGGAGGAGUGGGUGGCUAAGCAGACCAAGAGGAUGCUCGACAUGAAGGUGGCCCCGAUCCAGGGCUUCUCAGCCAAGUGGGACUACGACAGGAACGAGUGGAAGAAGUAAGGGCCGGCCGCGCGCACGCCGGGGCCUGCCUCGCCGCCUCCCCGCGGCUCCGCGCCUUUACCGGGGUGUUCCUUCCCAGUACCAGUGCUAAUAAACGAGCAGCUUACGUGA
Physeter macrocephalus (sperm whale) is the source of this 754-nucleotide messenger RNA. It is a transcript of the gene COX4I1, whose product is annotated as cytochrome c oxidase subunit 4I1. Gene Ontology annotation, biological process: mitochondrial electron transport, cytochrome c to oxygen. The transcript has 3 exons. The record is from RefSeq and is a predicted model, not a curated record. Bases 44 to 643 code for a protein of 199 amino acids. NCBI's taxonomy places the organism in Eukaryota, Metazoa, Chordata, Mammalia, Artiodactyla, Physeteridae.